Molecule: messenger RNA, 2168 nt
Organism: Linum trigynum
Lineage: Eukaryota; Viridiplantae; Streptophyta; Magnoliopsida; Malpighiales; Linaceae
Source: the annotation of a GenBank genome assembly
CUACCCAAAGUUUUCGAGACUCUCUUCUCUUCGAGAAGGUUGCACGAAAUCGCCAUCCAAACAUGAGAAAAAAAACUCUGUUUUUGUGAUCUUUCUUACCAAAGUUCGAUUCAAGCCUUCGAUUGAAUCCAAGUUGUGCUUCUCUGAUCCAAACCACCUACCUUGGGGAUUAUUAAGUGGCAUCACGAGUUUGGUUCAAAAUAGUUGUGAGAAUGGAGGAUAGCAUCGUAGCGAUGACGCCGUGGACGAGGUCGAAAUGUCCUGUUUCCGAAGACCCUGCAUCGGUGUUUCCAGAACCAACAAAGAAGAAGAAGUACGCAGCCAUGGCAGGACAAGUGUUCGACAUGGAAAAACUACUGGAUCACAAGGAGGAGAGGUUCCAGACUCAAAUCCAGCAUCAGCUGUGUCCGUUUAAACGCGAAAUUGACCAAAAUUUUGAGGCUCUAAAGCUAAGAAUGAAGUCCGAGCAGGAGAAGUAAUCGGCCGAGAGAACCCAGUUGGCGAUCCAAAGUUGAUGAAUCAAAUUGCUGAGCUACGUCUAGCCGUCGCUGAGCCUCAACAAGAUCGCUAACAUCACGACAGACGCGAUCGGCAGCACACCGUGGAGGCGGCAGUACCACCAGGAAUCAAGUUUACCGUACCGUCGUUUUAGGGGACGAUGAACCCAUCGUCACACCUCGACUGGGAAAGGAAAAUUAUCCUUUUCUUUCAGUGUGGCCAAUUCAGUGAGGCCCAAAAAGUGGCCAUGGCCACUUUUGAGUUCACGGAUUAUGCUGCCCAGUGGUGGGAACAGUUUCAAUGUCGUUGGCAGCAAAACCAGAGAAAUCUGGUGGUGACAUGGGAGGAGUUACGAGGAUUAAUGAGGGACAUGUUCAUUCCCACCUACUAUCAAAGGGAACUCUACGAAUCCCUGCAAGGAAUUUGAUAGGGAGCAAGAAGCGUGGAGGAAUUCUUCUGGGAACUUGAAUCACUGAUGAUGUGCGCCGACGUCAGGGAGGAUCGGGACACGACGAUUGCGUGCUUUCUCCAUGGUCUGAACAGGGAAAUCUGGUAGGAAGUUGAGCUCAGGGCAUUUGUCAUCUUGGAAGAAUCUCUUCACCUCGUAAUUAAAGUCGAAAGGCAGCAGAGAACCUCAAGGAAAAGCAUUAUGGCAAGCAAGCUAGGGACAGAGACACCUGCCAAAGCUAAUCCCCAUAAAUUGUGACGCGAUAUAGGAAAAUUGAAUCCCAGAAACGUUCAACCAUAUCUAACGAACGCUCUAGAGGGAUACAGUUCUACAAGUGCCACCAAAGAGGGCACAAAGCCAACUAGUGUUCUAACUUGAAGACUUUGGUGAUCAAAGGCGACGAGGAGCAAAAUUCUAGCGACGAGGAAGUUGAUGAGAAAAUUGAAGCCGAGCCUCCACCUGACAAGCUUCUAACUGUUAGCCGAAGGGAUUUAACCAUUGAAACUCAUCCAGACUUGAGCUAAAAGGAAAACAUAUUUCAUUCCCGUUGUUUGGUUGCCGAGAAACUCUUAUUAGUGAUCGUUGACGGAGGCAGUUGUGCCAACGUCAUCAGCCAUGAUGCGGUGGAAAAACUCGGAUUGAAAACUAACAGGAAUCCAGAGCCAUAAAACCUGCAUUGGCUCAACGAUUAAGGAGCAGUGCGAGUCUCUAGCCAAGCAAAGGUGAAAUUCAAAAUCGGGGCAUACCACGACGAGCUCGAAUUUGACGUUUCCCCGAUGCAAGCUGCUCACUUACUCCUUGGGCGGCCGCGGAAAUUCGAUCGUGGCAUUUUUCAGGAUGGUGGGAUGAAUUGCGACACUGUUUAAGACAAGGGAAAACGAAUUCUGUUGAAGCCCCUGUCACCGGAAGAAGUUUGAGAGGAUCGAAGGCAGCUAGAGGCUAGUCGACGGCGAGCCAGGAAACAUUCAGGUGGACAAUCAGAUGUAGACACCAAUAUUGCCACUCUCACGACUCGCCGAUAUAUGUUGAUGGGGUAUAAGAAAGAAAGAAAAAUUCAUCGACGUCGACCCUGCAGGCCGUUGCUGGAGCAGAGCUGGAGAGGAACGAACAUACCUGGAUUGGCGGAUCCAAUUCGGCCAAAUAUUGGUCUAGAAAUGAUCAAGCACGACCAAAUUUUGAGUGAAUUGGUUAAAGAUAAUGGGAAUGAAUCGAAGAAAUUGGA